This is a messenger RNA of Colletotrichum karsti, 3144 nucleotides long. RefSeq lists its product as uncharacterized. NCBI's taxonomy places the organism in Eukaryota, Fungi, Ascomycota, Sordariomycetes, Glomerellales, Glomerellaceae. The record is from RefSeq and is a predicted model, not a curated record. The coding region runs from base 1 to 3144 and encodes 1047 amino acids. The transcript has a single exon.
AUGUCUGCUUCCGCCCCAGUGCCAUCGAAGGCCGCAAUCCAUGCGCUACGGGGUCUUUUAUUCGGCACUUCGUGCUCCCUCGUGCUGCUGGCAGAGGAACGCCGCCAACGCAUCAAGAUCGCCCGGUCCGCUGUCGAGAACGGGAGGAAACUGAAGUCCCUGAAGCGAUACAGCACCAAUGGACGAGCCGCCAUCCAGGCGCUGCAGGAGGAAGUCCGAACAGACCCCGACUUUGUGGGCUGGUCGAGUCGGUCACGAAGCAAGUGCUCUCUCGAUUUGGACAAUGUUGCUCAGGAUCUCGGGCCCGACCCACGGCGGCCGACGAGACCAGCGAAACAAACAAAAGAUCGAGAAAAACCACAACCUUCCACGACAACAUCCAGCUCAUCGACCGAGCACGCGACUCUUCCGACCCCUCAUCGAAGGUUCGCUUCUGAUCUCGCGAGAGGACUGGAUCACGAAUCGUCCUGGCCCAGUUUCUCAAUUCGACGUGACUCCAUGCGGUCGGUGUCUGGUGCCCGUGGAGUUGCGCAACACAUGUCAUAUCACACAGAUUGGAAACACAAACAGUUGGCCCUGGUUCUGGACAAUUUCCGGGAAGAAUUCCCCCAUCUUUGCAGCGAAGAGGAGAUGGGCCACGGUUUCCCGCCAGACUCGGAUCGUUACACUCCACAAACGGCUGUGAGUCUUGUGCGCCAAGUAUACAAAUCGGUCGCCAGUUCUCGCGAGCUUCCCGCUUGGUUCAUCGACUUCUCUUCGAGCUUAUGCGUCGCUCUUCAGCGGAUAAGUCAGCAUCAUGCAGCAGCAGAGAUUUUAGCCAUCGUCGUUGAGCAUGGACCACUGAGUUUGCGCGAUUAUCUGCUCCAUCGACCCCUUAGGCUCAUUGCGGCCCUCGCAUCUGGAAAGUACACCGAGCAGCUGAUGGGAAAGAACCUCUCGGCUCGGGCAGAGUACACCAAUCGAGUAAAAGGGCUCUUUCUGGCUCAAAUAGUUGACAUGGCCCAAAUUAUGCCCGACGUCCUAGCGCCUUACAUCAACACCGGCCGAAAGCUUAUCGUGAUGGCUCUGUCGCUGAACUGCGGUGCCCAGAUCAUGAAGGUCUUCGGCCGAGUCAAGUACAUUACAGAAACCCCGACACCUGAGAUCAUCUGGUUCAUCGAGCGUCUUGUGGAGUACAAAGAACACGCACUGGCUAUCGACACCUUUGCCGCAUCUUACGCUGGGCUGAAUGGAGUCACGGACACCAAAGAGAUGUGCGGUGUUAUAGUUGAUUGUAUCGUCAAGUCAAAGGGCUAUGCGGCGCUCGAGGUUCUGAACAACUUGAAUCAAAUCAGCAAACGCGACGGCUGGCAUGUCGACGUUACUUGGGUAGAUUCUAUUCUCUGGUCAUACUGGAAGGCCUCGGAAAACUACAAAGCGACGUUAAAACUCAUCAAUCAUGUGCAGGAUAACGGCUUCUACGGCAUCAAGGAUACAUACGAGAUCCGGCGUAGUAUCGUGCGAAUCGGCCUUGAGGGGAAUGAUGGGCAAGCGGCCCAGUUGAACUUUGAAAAUCUUUCCACCGAAUAUCCCGCUGCUCGAAACGAUAUGGAGCUUCGUGUUGCGUUGGCUCGGCGCAAGGCCUCGUCGGGAGACUGGGCCGGGGUGCGCGCAGAAUUCGAAGCCAUGAAGGCUACGACGCCGUUCACUCAACAACAGCAGAAGAGUUUCAGCAACAUAUUUACCGACGUCCUGCAAAUUUAUUCGAAAACCCACACAUGGGGAGAAACCGAGACGUUCCUGGAAACCUACGUCCAAGAGCUCGACGUGGCGCUCAACAGCAACCUAGUCAGGUUCAUCGCCAACAGACACGGCAGGUGCCGCGAUAUCAAGGCAAUGGUGCGUUGGCUUGAGUUUUGCAGGAUGGCCGGAUUCCACAUCGAUCUGGUCUUCUGGCGCACCCUCUUCCAACGCUGUAAGCGGGAUUGGAAGUACGGCGAUCGCGACUGCCGAGAACUGUACCGUGAGAUGACCAAAAGCAUCACCGACCCGCAAGAGUUAUCCGUCGCCUCCAAGGCCUUCAAGGAGUUGAAGGUCGUGCGCUGGGACGAACAACUCGCCCUCGUCCGUCUCAAGUCCCAUCGGCAUAAUCCCGCCGAUAAACGCCGCACACUGGACCGUAUGUGCAUUGAAGCACAACACGAGAACUGGGCCGUCGUGCAAUCCAUCUACAACCGCGCCGUGCACAACGGCAUGGGCUACUCGAGCCGUUGUCUCCACCUGGUCGUCCUCGCAAACGUCCGCCUCAACGGCCCGCGCUGCGAAAAGGCCAGCAGCCUCCUCGCCAGAGCGCAGGCGGAAGGCCACGACAUCAGCCACGCUGUGAUGCCCGUUAUCCUCGCCAAGUUCGACGAGGUCAAGGAGUGGUAUAGCGCGCACACCGACAGCGAAGGUCGCGGCUGGCCGUUCCGCGCCAUCAAGACCAUCAUCUCCGAAUUCGAGGACAAGGGCAUCCACAUCGUCGAAAGGGUCUACAACCGCGCCGCCGAGAUCUGCAUCGCCCUGCGCAACUAUCGCGAGGCCAUCGCCCUCUGCGUCACUGCCGCCGAGAAGAACGGCCACGGCGACCUCUGCUACAGCCUCGGCAACUUCCGGAACCUCGUCUACGCCUACACCGUCCGCCACGAGUACGUCAAGCUGCGCUGGGUCAUCUCCCAGCUCGUCAACCACCACUACCGCUUCGAGCACGGCUGCCGCCAGGUCCUCAACCGCUCCAUCCACUACCUCAAGGUCGCCUCCCAGAUCCCCAAGGCCGAGGAGUUCGUCCGCGCCGACCUCGAGACGCUCGAGUACGUCAGGCGGGCUCGUGAACUCAUCGGCAGGGAGCACCACAUCGCCAAGGCCGAUGCCCAGGAGGAGAUCAUCGACGCCGCCCUGCCCGGCCGCACGCGUUCGGAAAGCGAAAGAGCCGAGGCCGUGUCCGAACGCGCGGCUUCAUAUCUCAAAAUCGUCGCCGAAAAUCGCGAGUUCGAGGCCGCCCGGCUGGCAAGGUUGGAAAUGGAGGAGGAGGAGGUGGAGCGCGGGGAUUACGAUGGCUCCCCUACGCCCUACCAAGAAGAAACGAGUCUCCAUAGGAUGCAAUCCGCUGAAGUUGCGUCUUACUGA